GUCAAUUUAAUUCAUUCUUCACAGACAUUAAGCAGGUGCUGCUGACUGAAGAAGAAAUUCUCCCUGAACAGCAGGAGUGGAAUAUGGGCGCUGACCAGGAGGACAUUAAAGAGGAACAAGAGGAACUCUGGAUCAGUCAGCAGGGACAGCAGCUUCACCAGCUGGAGGAGGCUGACAUCACUAAGCUCCUUUUCACUGCUGUCACUGUCAAGAGUGAAAAUGAGGAUGAACAACUGGAGUCAUCACAGGUUCCUCAAAGCCAAAGUGAUGAGGGCACAGAGGCUGAGCCUGUAGCCAGCAGCUCAGCAGUACAGAGAACACUCACAGCAGAAGCUGGUGGAGAAGACUAUUGGGGACCACAACCAGCCAGCAAUUCUGGUCCAUACAGUCGUUUACACCCAGAUAGCAGUGACAAAAGUUCAGACAGUUCUGAAACUGAGACUGACAACCACUGUGAAUGGAAACAAACUACAGACCUUUAUUCAGGUUUUAAAUGUCAGAAAAAUAGCAAUGGUUCUGUUAGUAAUAGAAUGUGGAACAUCACUAAGAAACAGUUUAAUUUCUCUCAGUAUAGCCAAGCAAGUGAACACAUGAGCUGUUCAGAGCAAGACACAGGCAUGCAAGCAAGUGAAAAACCAUUUUUCUGUUUGGAAUGUGAUAAAAGAUUUGGACAAAAGAGCAGUUUGAUUCGACACAUGAAAAUUCAUACAGGAGAGAAACCAUUUGGCUGUUCGGAGUGCAGUAAAAGAUUUGGGCUCAAGAGCCAUCUGGUCAGACACAUAAGAUUUCAUACAAGAGAGAAACCAUUUGAAUGUUCUGAGUGUAGUAAAAGAUUUGGACAGAAGGGUGAUCUGCAGACACACAUGACAAUGCAUACAGGAGAAAAACCAUUUACUUGUUUUGAUUGUGCUAAAAGAUUUGGACAAAAGAGCAGUCUGAUUCGACAUGCGAGAAUUCAUACAGGAGAGAAACCAUUUGUCUGUUCUGAUUGUGGUAAAAGAUUUGGGCUCAAGAGCCAUCUGGUGAGACACAUGAAAUUUCAUACCAGAGAGAAACCGUUUGCCUGUUCUGAGUGUGAUAAAAGAUUUUUACUGAAGGGUGAUCUGAACACACACGUUAGAAUGCAUACAGGUCAGAAACCAUUUACCUGUUCUGAGUGUGAUAAAAGAUUUGGACAAAAGGGCAGUCUGAUUAGACACAUGAGAAUUCAUACAGGAGAGAAACCAUUUACCUGUUCUGAAUGUGAUAAAAAAUGUCGAGAUGAGAGCAAUCUGAUUGCGCAUAUGAGAGUUCAUACUGGUCAGAAACCAUUUACCUGUACUGAGUGUGAUAAAAGAUUUGGGCAAAAGAGCAGUCUGAUAAGACACAUAAGAAUUCACACAGGAGAGAAACCGUUUGCCUGUUCUGAAUGUGAUAAAAGAUGUCGUGACGAGAGCAAUCUGAUGAGACACAUGAGAGUUCACACACGGCAGAAACCAUUUGGUUCUGAUUUGGUUGUAGAUUUUUGUAGCUCAAACACAGGAGUCGGGAAUGACACAUGAGACUUGGUGUCUCUG
Thalassophryne amazonica is the source of this 1556-nucleotide messenger RNA. Its product is annotated as gastrula zinc finger protein XlCGF57.1-like. Gene Ontology annotation, biological process: regulation of transcription by RNA polymerase II. The record is from RefSeq and is a predicted model, not a curated record. Gene Ontology annotation, molecular function: RNA polymerase II cis-regulatory region sequence-specific DNA binding; DNA-binding transcription factor activity. The transcript is spliced from 2 exons. Bases 84 to 1541 code for a protein of 485 amino acids. Lineage: Eukaryota; Metazoa; Chordata; Actinopteri; Batrachoidiformes; Batrachoididae.